Molecule: messenger RNA, 1542 nt
Organism: Candidula unifasciata
Lineage: Eukaryota; Metazoa; Mollusca; Gastropoda; Stylommatophora; Geomitridae
Source: the annotation of a GenBank genome assembly
AUGCAAAGCAGGGUCAUCACAGUAGUGUCAGUGAGUGUUGUGUCAGUGAGUGUUGUGUCAGUGAGUGUUGUGUCAGUGAGUGUUGUGUCAGUGAGUGUUGUGUCAGUGAGUCUUGUGUCUGUGAGUGUAGUGUCGAUGAGUGUUGUGUCAGUGAGUGUUGUGUCAGUGAGUGUAGUGUCAGUGAGUGUUGUGUCAGUGAGUGUAGUGUCAGUGAUUGUUGUGUCAGUGAGUGUUGUGUCAGUGAGUGUAGUGUCAGUGAGUGUUGUGUCAGUGAGUGUUGUGUCAGUGAGUGUUGUGUCAGUGAGUGUUGUGUCAGUGAGUCUUGUGUCUGUGAGUGUAGUGUCGGUGAGUGUUGUGUCAGUGAGUGUUGUGUCAGUGAGUGUAGUGUCAGUGAGUGUUGUGUCAGUGAGUGUUGUGUCAGUGAGUGUUGUGUCAGUGAGUGUAGUGUCGGUGAGUGUUGUGUCAGUGAGUGUUGUGUCGUUGAGUGUUGUGUCAGUGAGUGUAGUGUCGGUGAGUGUUGUGUCAAUGAGUGUAGUGUCGGUGAGUGUUGUAUCAGUGAAUGUAGUGUCAGUGAGUGUUGUGUCAGUGAGUGUAGUGUCGGUGAGUGUUGUGUCAGUGAGUGUUGUGUCAGUGAGUGUAGUGUCGGUGAGUGUUGUGUCAGUGAGUGUUGUGUCAGUGAGUGUUGUAUCAGUGAGUGUUGUGUCAAUGAGUGUAGUGUCGGUGAGUGUUGUAUCAGUAAGUGUUGUGUCAGUGAGUGAAGUGUCAGUGAGUGUUGUGUCAGUGAGUGUUGUGUCAGUGAGUGUUGUGUCAGUGAGUGUUGUGUCAGUGAGUGUUGUGUCAGUGAGUGUAGUGUCGGUGAGUGUUGUGUCAGUGAGUGUUGUGUCGUUGAGUGUUGUGUCAGUGAGUGUAGUGUCGGUAAGUGUUGUGUCAAUGAGUGUUGUAUCAGUCAAUGUAGUGUCGGUGAGUGUUGUGUCAGUGAGUGUAGUGUCGGUGAGUGUAGUGUCGGUGAGUGUUGUGUCAAUGAGUGUAGUGUCGGUGAGUGUUGUAUCAGUGAAUGUAGUGUCGGUGAGUGUUGUGUCAGUGAGUGUAGUGUCGGUGAGUGUUGUGUCAGUGAGUGUAGUGUCGGUGAGUGUUGUAUCAGUGAGUGUUGUGUCAGUGAGUGUUGUAUCAGUGAGUGUUGUGUCAAUGAGUGUAGUGUCGGUGAGUGUUGUAUCAGUGAGUGUUGUGUCAGUGAGUGUAGUGUCAGUGAGUGUUGUGUCAGUGAGUGUUGUAUUAGUGAGUGUUGUAUUAGUGAGUGUUGUGUCAGUGAGUGUUGUGUCAGUGAGUGUUGUGUCAGUGAGUGUUGUGUCAGUGACUGUAGUGUCGGUCAGUGUUGUGUCUGUGAGUGUUGUGUCAGUGAGUGUUGUGUCAGUGAGUGUUGUGUCAGUGAGUGUUGUGUCAGUGAGUAUUGUGUCAGUGAGUGUUGUGUCGGUGAGUGUAGUGUCGGUGAGUGUAGUGUGUGUGAGGGAUGUUAUGUCUGGGUUAGUGCGUGUGUGUGUGUGA